CAAGAAAUUGCCCAGGAAAAACCCAAGAAAGACGAACAGGUCCGACCGAAGCCUCCAUUGCCUAAAAUUCAACCUCCAUUUCCCGAAUGAUUCAACCAGUGUCGAAGAGGUAAAGAGGACAAGGAAAUCCUUGAAACAUUUAGGAAUGUCGAGAUCAAUAUUCCGCUGUUGGACGCCAUCAAGCAAAUACCACGGUAUGCUAAAUUUUUUAAAGAGCUUUGCACCAACAAGCGAAAAUUAACAGGUAAUGAAAGGGUGAAUGUUGGUGAGAAUGUAUCCGCAGUGUUACAACGAAAAAUGCCGGCAAAAUGCAAGGAUAGGGGCAUGUUUGCAAUACCAUGCAAAAUAGGCCAUCUAGGAAUUAAGAAGGCUAUGUGUGAUCUAGGGGCUUCUAUAAAUGUAAUGCCAUAUUCUAUUUAUGAAUCACUUAACGCGGGUUUUUUGACAAAAACAGGUGUUAUCAUUCAAUUGGCGGACAGGUCUGUUGUGCAUCCAGAAGGAGUCCUUGAGGAUGUUCUGGUAAAAGUUAACGAGCUUAUUUUCCCUGCAGAUUUUUAUGUGAUCAAAAUGGAGGAGGAUAGCACUCCUGGAUCUUCAGAUCUCCUGCUGGGUCGACCGUUCCUUAGUACAGCUAGUACUAAAAUUGAUGUUCGAAGUGGAACUCUCACGAUGGAGUUUGAUGGGGAAAUCGUAAAGUUUAAUGUCUACGACGCCAUUAGCCAUCCAAGCGAAAUCUUGAGCGUAAAUCGUAUCGAUAUAAUUGACUCUUUGGUGGAAGAAAAUUUUCAGUCAAUUUAUGGAGAUAAUUCUGAACUUGAUGAAAUUGAAUUUGUUAAUGAGUUAUUAUCUCCAAAUACUAAACUGUUACCUUCUGUUAUACAGGAACCAGAGUUGGAGUUAGAACCCACAGGAAAGGCAAGGAAAUUAAAAAUUCAAGAGUUAAAAGAAAUUCGCAAUGAUGCCUACGAGAAUGCUCGCAUUUAUAAAGACAAGACAAAGUUGUUUCACGAUAAGAGAAUAGCUCAGAAGCAUUUUUCGUGUUCACACAUGGAGCGAUUGAAAUAGAGAGUGAAGAAUCUGGAAAGCGGUUCGUAGUCAAUGGCCAGCGGUUGAAGCCAUUUUAUGAGAAUUUUCAAGCCCACACGGUUAAGAAAAUCUAUUUGGAACCACCAUAGAACCAAUAACGGCGUCGAGCUAACGACGUUAAACAAGCGCUUGUUGGGAGGUAACCCAAUUAUUAUUAUUAUUAUUAUUAUUUUUCUUUACUUUAUUUAUUACUUUAUUUUAUUAUUUAUUACCUAUUUGGAUAUUAAUCAAUUUUUCUUCUUUUGCUUAGAAAAAAAAAUGAAGCAAACCGUUAAGCAACACUUAAAGCGCAUUAAGGCCUGACUUGAAACCUUUGGCCAGCAACUGACCAAGCUCAUUGCCAUCAUUUGUGAUC
Messenger RNA from Gossypium raimondii (Peruvian cotton), 1441 nucleotides. RefSeq lists its product as uncharacterized. The record is from RefSeq and is a predicted model, not a curated record. The coding region runs from base 298 to 1065 and encodes 255 amino acids. NCBI's taxonomy places the organism in Eukaryota, Viridiplantae, Streptophyta, Magnoliopsida, Malvales, Malvaceae. The transcript has 2 exons.